AUUCAUUUGCUACACUCUUCCUCUUCCUGUUCUCGUGCACUGACGUCUGUCACUCUAUGAGUUGGACGGCUCAAAUUUUCCCCAGCAGAACCGUGCUCACAGCAUGCUGUCAAAAUCAGCCCUCUCAGAAAAAAAGAUUCUUUUUUCUUCACUUCUAGGCCACUAUGCAGUCGACACAGCAGUCCAGCACAGAUUAGGAGGUGGUGAUGGAUAAAACCCUGGAAAUGAUUAUUCCACAGAUUGAGUGUGUGUGCAGAUGAGAUUCUGCACUGACAAGGCCACCCCUUUCCGUGCCUGAAAUAUUCUGGAUCCCAGGAGGUUUUUUUUGUCGUCAUCACCAUGAUCAGAUUCUUCAGGAGACUCUAGCACUGCAGACCAUCACCAAGGAGGGAAGAGGCUGGGCACAGAGCCCUGUAUAUCCCAAAUGCAGUCGGACAUAGCGAAGGACCCAUGAACCAUGUAGUGUGCCUCUGUCUGCCACAGGGGGGAGGGUUAACUUUGUAGUUCUUUUUUUGUACUGUUUUUUUUUUUUUUUUGGCUGGGAGUUGGUCUACAAGGUGAGCCAGAAAUGGUCUUGCACACCUCUCCCUACCCUAGUGCCUUCCUCAGUUUUCUGAGCCGUCUAUCUUGGGCCUUUGUUUUCCCUUGCUACUGGCUGUUGGACCGGUUGUUGGCCUCCUGUGUAGCAACAUCACUAGAGAAGCGUAUACGCUCCCAAGAUCCCUGUUCUUUUUUGGCACUUGGGGUCCUGAUCUCUACACCUCUCUACUUGGUGCUGUUACUGGCAUCCUUACCCUUUGCUUUUAUUGGCUUCCUCUUGUGGGCCCCACUGCAGACCAUCAGGAACCCCUAUAUCUACUCUCAUCAGAAAGCAGACAAGCAUGGUGCUGAGCAAGGAUCAUCGGCUGGAACCAGGGCAGCACUUGCUGAGUGGCGUCCACAAGGUCGCAGCUUUUGUUUUGGCAGUGCCAAUGUUUGCUUGCUGCCGGACUCACUCGCGCGCUUCAACAACCUUGCUGACACUCAACGCCGAGCUCGUGAAGUGGGCAAGCGAAUCCGUAAUGGUGCCAGCAGACCCCAGAUAAAGAUAUACAUUGACUCGCCCACUAAUACAUCCAUCAGUGCGGCAUCCUUCUGCAGUGUGGCCACCCAGGGCUUCCGCCGCACCUCAUCUUUGGACCAUCGCCCUGAGCCUGUGGUCACCACUGAAACUGAGACUGAGGCCUUAACUGAAUGUCCUGUUCACCCCUCAGGAGGUACAGGCUCGGAUUGCCCUGUCCACAGCACUGGGGCCCAGAAUUCCUCAGAGUGUCCCCUCCACCCCAAUGGAGAAGAGCAUGCUCCUGAUUGUGCCGUCCACCAGUUUGCAGACCCGCACUCCUCUGUUGAUUGUCCAGUACAUAGCAACAUCAUCCAGAACUCAGAAGACUGUCCUCUCCAUCCCGCUGGAGUGCAAAUUAGCAUCACCUCUCCUGAUUCUGAGCCGACUGAGGCUGACAAAGGAAACCAUCAGACCUGGGAUGGGGAUAUGGGUAGCCUAGAAAGCCGUACAGCCUCCCGGGAAUCCCUAGUUCGCUUCCACGCAGCUGAUGGAGGCAUCUCCCCCAACAACACCCUUUCACAACACCGCACCUCAGUCUUUAAAAGGCCAAUUGGGCGCAAACGGCGUCAUGGGGAUGACGGUUUUGACCAUGAGAUCUCUGCCUUUUUUCCAGCCAACCUGGACUUCCUUUGUCUACAGGAAGUCUUCGAAAGGCGAGCUGCAGACAGGCUCAGAAGGCAGCUGCACCGCUACUUUCCCUUUGUGCUGAGCGAUGUGGGACGCUAUGGCUGGAAAGGCUGUUGCUCCCAGUUCAAGUUCUUGAACAGUGGGCUUCUGUUGGCCAGUCGUUACCCUAUUCUGGAUGCCCAUUACGAGUGCUUCCCUAAUGGGCGCAGCGAGGAUGCUCUGGCUGCUAAAGGAGUUCUUUUCGCCAAGGUGCAGGUGGGAAGCUCUGCUCAGGAUCAGCGGGUUGUUGGAUACAUCACUUGUACUCAUCUGCACGCUAUUGAAGGUGAUUCAUCGGUGCGCUGCGAGCAGUUGGAUAUGCUGCUGGAGUGGGGUGCAGAGUUCAAGAGGGCCACCUCGGGACCCAUGGACGGGGAGAAGGUUCUGGAAGAUCAGGUGGCCUUCGACGUCGUCCUAGGAGAUCUUAACUUUGACAACUGCUCUUCAGAGGACAAGCUGGAACAGCAGCAUGCCCUCUUCACUCAUUAUAAAGACCCCUGUCGUCUUGGUCCUGGAGAAGACAAACCGUGGGCUUUGGGUACAUAUCUGGACACAAGUGGUCUGUAUGAUGAGGAAGUCAGCUCACCAGAGAGCCUACAAAAAGUCAUGGAGAAUGAAGAGGGGAGAAAAGAGUACUUGGUGUUCCCUGCCAGCAAGAACCAUUGUCCCAGCCAGAAGGGGCGCAAAAUCCCCCUAAAAGGUAACGGCAGGAGAAUCGAUUACAUCCUUUAUAAAGAGGACUGCCUGCAGCAAGACUGGAAAGUGGAUAUAGAGGAGUUCAGCUUCAUCACUCAACUUGCUGGAUUGACUGACCACCUCUCGGUGGCUGCAAGAUUGGUUGUGUCAACUGGAGAAGAGGAGACUUAGGACCGUCCAUAAUUUAAAAAAAUCAAUGCCAAGGAGAGAGAAGGGGAGAGACAAAGAGAGAGUGGGAGAACUGAGUGAAAGGAAAAGCAGCAAGAGGAUGCAUUUGUCAAGCUUCCCGACAGAUGAGGGCAGGGUGAUUGAGUAAGUCAUAAAAAACGAUGGAUGACAGAGAAGUGAGAACACAGACAAGAGAGGGGGGUGAAGGAAUAGAGAAACUACCAAUCAGCUGAAAGCAGCUUGAUGGUUGAAGAUUUUGUGGACGUUGGUUCUCCAUCCACCCCUUGACUCUCAGUGUUUACAUCUGAUCUGAAGAACAAAAUUAAAGAUUUACUCACCUUUGCACGUCUGAAGCUUCUCUUGGGCCCUUCAUGGGGCGGAGGCCAUUUUCUGGUGCCAUGACCCGGAUAUUUAAAUGAAGGCUAUACAUUGUAAGAAGAAAGAAUGCGUACAUUGACUGUACCGGUCAUCCUGUCACACAGUAUGGAAAAGGACAUAUACAGCUGUGUGUUUAAAGUUAGUCCCUCAGCGUUCUUCAAAAGACCUCAGCAAGUGUCUUUCUUUUCUAACGUCUUUCUAAGGUUUCUAUGGCCUCGUGCCAUCUUUUUAGGGAGUUUAUAGACUGAUAUGCAAUACUGAUCAAGGUUGCAUUGUAUGGCCUCGCGUAACACUAAGAUAAACAACAUGUUUCUUCGUCUGCUGGGAUGCAUUAAUCAAGUCCUGAAGUAUGGCAGUGGCGCCAUCACUGCAAACUAUGGAAAAACUGAGCAAUUGGUGGGAAUUUAACCCCCAACUGUUGCUAAAUGCAUGUUUGCCAGUGCACUGCCAUGUCUGUCAUGGCCUGCAUGCUUGACAUGAACCCCGAGACUCAAUUAACACAGACUAUUUUUCACACUCAAGCCCCAUCCCCUAACACUUUUCCUUCUUUCAGUAUUGCUGUGGCUCCAUCACAGGAGAAUGGUGUCAUACAAGGCAUCGCAGUGUUCACCGUUUACAUAUUUGAGCCAAGAUUGUCAUCCCUUGCAAAUGUUUACACACUUAUCAGGCAACGGUACCCCAAGACCUACCCCAGGUAGACCCACUGAAGCUCGCUCUUCAUGUGUUAACACGAUUACUUUUAUACUCUCUAAAAUUCUCUUGUUAAGUUGUUGUUAUUGUUAUUAUUAUCAUUAUUCUUAUGAAUACUAUGGUUCGUAGAUUUGACAUUAUGUGCUUUUUACAAAUGACUACAUUCCCCAUGAUUCAUUUAUCUGCUUUUUUGCUGUGUUAGAGGUUUACAAUGUAAUGUUUUGACUGACAGACUAAUUGGCCAAUUAGUAUCCCUAUAAACAACUUUAGAAUAACCAUAUCAAAUGCUGUAUUCCAUUCAGUUGUGCAAGAGAAUGCUACUAAAACACAAGAACUAAAAGGUGUUUGGUUGUGUUAAUGUUCUUUUUUUUAUGCACCUUCUCCAUAGUUGUGAAAAUACAUACUAAAAUACAAAAAUAAUAAAGGAACGCAAGUCUUCAUCAUUGGGUUGAAAGGGUCUGAGCAUGGAGAGUAACUCUAAAGUGUUGGUUCUUUUUAGUAUAUCAGCAAUGUAUAUGAGUGAUGCUUUUGAGUCAAAUCUGUUUUAGAUUAAUCAAAAAUAUACAGCGCAAGUACUGAAGUCCGAUUUCUGAUGAUUGACUCUUUUGACAGUGCGACCAGGAAAAUCCUGAAUGAACAACCAUUUUUGAGUAGAUAAUUUUUUGCUGAAUCAAACACGUGGAGAUAAUUGCAACUAACUGUGGGAUUUAUAAAAGCAUAGUUAUGAUGAUUAUUUAUAUGGCAAUGUAGAAUUAAAAAUACAUGCUACAUGAGUUUUGUCAGUAUUUUAUAAAUGUUAAUGAAUAAUAAAUUGUAAAUGGUAUGAAAUAAUUUUUUUAAAUGAUUACAAAAAAAUCUCUUUUUUAUUUUUAUUUAAUAGAAAAGGACAAAAAACAACUGUGAAAAGUCAUUAAAAAGUAUAUGUAAAGACUUUUUUUUUGUUAAACAAUUAUUAUUAUUUAUUGUAAACUUAAAUGUAUUUAUCCUACAAAUUAUUUUAAUUGUUUAAUUAAUAAAAACAGAGCUGUGGUUGGAAGCCAGUGAAAGAAGCAUCUAAUAUGAAACUUAGGAUGGAAUGCAGCAUUGAUCAUUAUGCACUUUCCUGACAUUAAUUUUAAUCUUGCGUAUCAUUCUCCAAUCAGGUCAGUGUGCCAUAAUAAUUAACCGUAUCCAGAUCCUCCAGUACUAAUGCUUAUAAGGGAGCAUGGGGUAUGAUUCAGAUUAUCUGUUAUUAGAAGAACCUGUGUUAAUUUAAUCUGAAGUUAAACUCUUCCUAUUGUAUCUAAAAUUAUGUCAUUUUUCAAGGUCAGUGUUGAAGGGUCGGACAGGGAGAGCUGUAGUAGAAAUGCAUGCAGUGAAAAAAAAAAUGAAGCUUCAAAAUUUCUCACUCUCUUCGCUGUCCAAUAAGAUCUUACUGUUCUCUAUAUAUUGUUUUUGACACUGUUCAUUUUUGUUGCUGUUUCCCUUUAUUUUAUUUUUUAUUUUGAGGAAUGCGGCUUGCUUCAAGCUUUCAGCUGGUUGGGCUUUCAAGAGGGAAAUGGAAAGGGAAAGGCUUUCUCAGUGUCAGCUCUUUAUAACUGCAUUUUGGUUCUGCUUUUUAUUUAAAAAAAUAAUAAAUUUCCUCUUUGAUUAAAA
This is a messenger RNA of Carassius gibelio (silver crucian carp), 5335 nucleotides long. RefSeq names its product sphingomyelin phosphodiesterase 3-like. NCBI's taxonomy places the organism in Eukaryota, Metazoa, Chordata, Actinopteri, Cypriniformes, Cyprinidae. Gene Ontology annotation, cellular component: cytoplasm; extracellular region. The record is from RefSeq and is a predicted model, not a curated record. Gene Ontology annotation, biological process: sphingomyelin metabolic process. Bases 569 to 2635 code for a protein of 688 amino acids. The transcript has 8 exons. Gene Ontology annotation, molecular function: sphingomyelin phosphodiesterase activity.